This is a messenger RNA of Panthera uncia (snow leopard), 5470 nucleotides long. It is a transcript of the gene PCGF3, whose product is annotated as polycomb group ring finger 3. Lineage: Eukaryota; Metazoa; Chordata; Mammalia; Carnivora; Felidae. The transcript has 7 exons. The record is from RefSeq and is a predicted model, not a curated record. Gene Ontology annotation, biological process: regulation of transcription by RNA polymerase II. Bases 2466 to 3206 code for a protein of 246 amino acids. Gene Ontology annotation, cellular component: PRC1 complex.
CUCCGUUCCCACAGCCACUGGUGUCGGGUGGGGAGGAGUCCACAGCCGUGAGAAGCCCACCGUUGAGACAGGGCCACGUGCUCACCUUCGCUGCCGACAUCCCCUGGUGUCCCUCCUGCCAGGAGGUUGGAGACGGGCCAGGCCAGGCGUCUCAGGGUUUGCCGGCAGGUGCGGCUUGUGGAGGGUGCGGGACUGGAAGCUUUGCACCCCUUUUGCUCUUUGCACCCCCACCUGGUGUCCAGUGUCCAGUGCUGAGUAGGGGCCGCCGAGCAUGGGAGGUGCAGAGACGGUGACAGUGGACAUUUCCCUCCUGAGUGCAGCUCCUUGUGGGCCUGGGGGCAGGACGGUGGCUGGCCAUGGGGCCCAGCGUGGGCCGAGCGGGCACUCGGCGGCAGGGGUCUCUCAAGUCCGCUCUCGUCUCCGAAUGCGGUGGUCAGCAGGCAGAGGGUUCCUCUGCCAGGCUGUCAGGGCCAUCCCCUCAGCCAGGUGCUGCGCUUGGGUGGCCCGCCCCUCCACCUUCCCUUGUCCCCUGUGACCUCCCUCCCUCGGGGCUCAUCCGGGGUUCCCUGGCGGUGAGACUCUUGUAGUGGGAGUCUCCGAGGGAUGCUGUGUCUUUCGCAGCUUGAAGGCACUCCUGCCGCCCAUCUGGUGCCCACCUGCCGUCACCUGGUCACUCAGAAAGUGACGUCUAUGCAGUGUCUCCUCACUGAGGCCCUGCUCUCACUCUGCCUGAAAAGUGGUAGGGGGUCUUUGAGCCUGAAUCUUCUCUUCCUCAACAAAGCCUCCACUGGUGACUCCCGAAUAAAUUGUCACCGCAGUUACUAAGGUGGUGGUGACUCCUACUCCACACGAUCAGCUCACCUUCUUCUGGAAAGACACGUGUUCCUUUCUUACUCAUCUGUCUCCCUGUGGACUCGUGAGCUUCUGGGUUAUUCUGUCAAUUGUCAUCUGAUUCAUUCUGUUCGCCUAAUGAUAGUUACUGCUUAUCUUGAAGUUCUAGUUGCCCCCGGGGUGUCUAGCGGGGCCCCUUUGAGCUGGGGCCAGGCCCCCCUGCUCCAGUUCUGUUACCUUCCGGGCCCAGCCUUGGGUCAGUCACCUACUCACGCACCCUGGUUCCUCGUGGUGGAUAGUGCUGUAAGCUGGGACCUAGGCUGCCAGGGAGGCUUACUCCCAGGCCCUCUCAGUGGAUAGAGCUGGGGAGGGGGUGUGGAGUCCACAGCCACAUGCACCCACACGUCUUUAUCUCUUUACCCACCUCCUCAUAAGCAUGAGCUCACACUGACCCUGGUCCCUCAAGGGGGCCAGAGGCCCUGUCAGUGCCGGCGCGACCAUGGCCUCUGUUUUGUCCUUAUGAAUCUGCUUGUCACCCUCAUGCAGGGCCACGCCAGUCUUCUCCACGUCAUUCUGAUUUCAGUGUGUGUGCUACUGAAGCGAGCACUGUUGCGGCUUUCGUUUCGUGGUUCAGUUACCUGGGGGUUGGGAAGACACUUUGUCGCUGAGCACAUUCCUGUCUGACGGGAAUAUUUGCGUGUGGUCGCAUCCUCAGUGGCUGGCUUGGAAACAGCUCCUAUAGAGGGCUGUGGACAUGAGGGCAGCACUCCCUGGGGCCAGCGCGGGGCCUCACGCCAGAGUCCUUCCAUGUCGGCAGGGCCCUGUUUCCUGCUCUGCUUUGCUUGGGAUGAUUCCUGGGUUUCCCUUCUCUCGGGUGUCGUUCUCUAUCUGUCUUUUUUUUUUUUUUUUCCUUUUUCCUGGCUCCACACGGUGGUGCUGGGUUCCCAGGUCAGUCACCUGGCUGGCCUCAGUGCACACACUCGCUGAGGACAGACUUUACUAGAUUCCUAGUAACGUCCGUGAACCCUGACCCACAGACACACCUCGCUGCAGGGAGUUAGGAAAGGUCAUCUCCAGUGGAGACCAUGUGUCUGCUGCAGCCUGAUGUGCAGGGAGGAGAGAUGUGGGCGAACGCCUAGGAGUGUCAGCUUCCCCCUCACUCUCCGUGGAAAGCCCAAAGCGGUACUGUGGUCGAGAGACCCGCCGCGUUCCAUCAGCGACGUUAGUGGGGCGGUCUUGCUGAUUGCAUUCGUUUGCUCUGAUAGUUUGUGGGUGCCACUGGGUCUCAGGAUGGGUGACGGUGUGCCUCCAGAUCCUUGCUCCCUCCGGGUCCCUCACUGCCUCUUCUAGCCAAAAGCCCUGGCCAGGCCCACGGCGGCGGGCGUGGCGGGCAUUUGCCCUCGGACUUCACGCGAAUGGAAGUGGGUCUGAAGUCCUCCAAGUGGCUUGCUUUCUUUUUCAUUUUCCUUAAAUGGCAUUGAGCAGUGAACGUCCUCGCUGGCGGCCUGGGAGCCGUGUGCGCGAUGGCCACUGGGUGCAGCCGGCCACCCUCAGUGAUGCCUUUGACUCUGAUGUCUCGGAGCAUCUGUUUCUGUUAGUCAUCUUACCGGGAAGACAUCCGUUCUAAGCCAAAGAUGUUGACCAGAAAGAUUAAACUCUGGGACAUAAAUGCCCACAUCACCUGCCGCCUGUGCAGUGGAUAUCUCAUCGACGCGACCACGGUGACCGAGUGUCUGCAUACGUUCUGUCGGAGCUGCCUGGUCAAGUAUUUGGAGGAGAACAACACCUGCCCCACGUGUAGGAUCGUGAUCCACCAGAGCCACCCGCUGCAGUACAUUGGUCAUGACAGAACCAUGCAGGACAUUGUUUACAAACUGGUUCCAGGCCUUCAGGAAGCGGAAAUGAGAAAACAGAGGGAAUUCUACCACAAGUUAGGCAUGGAAGUGCCUGGAGACAUCAAGGGGGAGACCUGUUCUGCAAAACAGCACCUAGAUCCCCAUCGGAACGGUGAAACCAAAGCAGAUGACAGUUCGAACAAAGAGGCCGCGGAGGAGAAGCAGGAGGAGGACAACGACUACCACAGGAGCGAUGAGCAGCUAACAUACAGCGUAUACAGUGUGCUCUUGGCUUCGGGAGUAGAUUCCUGUGAUUCAUCACUUACAUACAACACCCAGUGCUCAUCCCAAGUGCCCUCCUCGAUGCCGUCACCCGUUUUCCCCUCCUGCCCACCCCUCUACCCCCACCAUCAACCCUCAGUUUGUUCUCUGUAUUCAGGAGUCUUUUAUGGUUUGCCUCCCUCUCUGUUUAUAACUUACUUUUCUGUUCCCUUUUCCAAUGGUCUUCUGUUAAGUUUCUCAAAUUCUACAUAUGAAUGAAAACGUAUGAUAUCUGUCUUUCUCUGACUGAAUUAUUUCACUUAGUAUAAUACCCUCCAGUUCCAUCCACGUUGUUGCAAAUGGCAAGAUUUCAUUCAUUUUCAUCACCAAGUAAUAUUCCAGUGUAUAUAUAAACCACAUCUUCUUUAUCCAUUCAUCAGUUGAUGGACAUUUGGGCUCUUGCCAUAAUUUGGCUAUUAUUGAUAGUACUGCUGUAAACAUUGGGGUGCAUGUGCCCCUGUGAAUCAGCACUCCUGUUUGGAUAAAUUCCUAGUAGUGCUAUUGCUGGGUCAUAGGGUAGUUCUAUUUUUAAUUUUUUGAGGAAACUCCACACUGUUUUCCGGAGUGGCUGCACCAGUUUGCAUUCCCACCAACAGUGCAAGAGGGUUCCCCUCUCUCCGCAUCUUCACCAACAUCUGUUGUUUCCUGAGUUGUUAAUUUUGGCCACUCUGACUGAUGUGAGGUGGUAUCUCACUGUGGUUUUGAUUUGUAUUUCCCUGGUGAUAAGUGAUGUUGAGGCAUCUUUUCAUGUGUCUGUUGGCCAUCUGGAUGUCUUCUUUGGAGAAGUGUCUGUUCAUGUCUUUGGCCCCUUUCUUCACUGGAUUAUUUGUUCUUCAGGUGUUAAGUUUGAUAAGUUUUUUUCUAGAUUUUGGAUACUAACCCUUUAUCUGAUAUGUCAUUUGCAAAUAUCUUCUCCCAUUCUGUCCGUUGCCUUCUAGUUUUGUUGAUUGUUUCCUUCACUGUGCAGAAGCUCUUUAUCUUGAUGAGGUCCCAAUAGUUCAUUUUUGCUUUUAAUUCCCUUGCUUUCGGAGAUGUGUCGAGUAAGAAGUUGCUGCAGCUGAGGUCAGAGAGGUUGUUGCCUGUUUUCUUCUCUAGGGUUUUGAUAGUUUCCUAUCUUACAUUCAUGUCUUUCAUCCAUUUUGAGUUUAUUUUUGUGUCUGGUGUAAGAAAGUGGUCCAGGUUCAUUCUUCUGCAUGUUGCUGUCCAGUUUUCCCAGCACCACUUGCUAAAAAGACUGUCUUGAUUCUAUUGGAUAUUCUUUCCUGCUUUGUCAAAGAUUAGUUGGCCAUAUGUGUGUGGGUCCAUUUCUGGGUUCUCUAUUCUGUUCCAUUGAUCUAUGUGUCUGUUCUUAGGCCAGUACCAUACUGUCUUGAUGACUACAGCUUUGUAGUACAGGCUACAAGGCUGGGAUUGUGAUGCCUCCAGCUUUGGUUUUCUUUUUCAACAUUACUUUGGCUAUUUGGGGUCUUUUGUGAUCCCAUACGCAUUUUAGGAUUGUUUGUUCUAGCUCUGUGAAGAAUGCUGGUGCUAUUUUGAUUGGGAUUGCAUUGAAUGUGUAGAUAGAUUGCUUUGGGUAGUAUUGACAUUUUAACAGUAUUUGUUCUUCCAACCCAUGAGCAUGGAAUGUUUUUCCAUUUCUUUGUGUCUUCUUCAAUUUCCUUCAUAAGCUUUCUAUAGUUUUCAGCAUACAGAUCUUUUACCUCCUUGGUUAGGUUUAUUCCUAGGUUGUUUGGGUUUGUUUUUUGUUUUUGUUUUUGUUUUUAGCAUUUAUUUCUUCUUGAGAGACAGAGCACAAGUGAGGGAGAGGCAAAGAGAGAGGGAGACACAGAAUCCGAGGCAGGCUCCAGGCUCUGAGCUGUCAGCAGAGAGGCCAACCAACGAACCGCGAGAUCAUGACCUGAGCCAAAAUCGACUGCUUAACUGACUGAGCCAUGCAGGCGCCCCAUUCCUAGGUAUUUUGUGGUUCUUGGUGCAAUUCUAAACGGGAUUGAUUCCUUGGUAUCUCCUUCUGUUGCCUCAUUAUUGGUGUAUGCCAAUUUCUGUACAUUGACUUUAUAUCCUGUGACUUUGCAGAGUUCACAUAUCAGGUCUAGCAGUUUUUUGGUGAUGUCUUUUAGGUUUUCCAUGUACAGUAUCAUGUCAUCUGCAAAAAGUGAAAGUUUGACUUCUUCGAACUGCCAAUUUGGAUGCAUUUUAUUUCAUUUUGUUGUCUGAUUGGCUAGGACUUCCAACACUAUGUUAAAUGACAGCGGUGAGAGUGGACAUCCCUGUUGUGUUCCUGAUCUCAGGGGGAAAGCUCUCAGUUUUUAACUGUAGGCCUUUCAUAUACGGCUUUUUUGAUGUUUUUAAUAUUAAAAGAAUUAUUCACCAUGACCAAGUGGGAUUCACUCCUGGGGUGCAGAGCUGGUUCAGUAUUUGCAGAUCAAUCAACGUGAUACAUCACAUUAGUAGAAGAAAGGAUAGAAACCAUAUGAUCCUGUCAA